AACCACGAAAAACUUGGAUUCUUCUCUCUAUAUUAAUAUAUAACAAGUUUGGAGCAGUAGAGUAUAUAGCAAUAUAGUGCUGUUCUUUUAUUUAUUUUUUUUUAUUUAAUUAAUAAUAAUAAUAAUAAUUAAUUAAGAAUAUAUGGCUAGAGAUAGGGACCCUCUUGUGGUUGGUAGAGUAAUAGGAGAUGUUUUGGAUCCUUUUACAAGGUCAGUCUCUCUUAGAGUGAGUUAUGGUAAUAGAGAGGUCAACAAUGGUUAUGAGCUUAAACCUUCUCAAAUUGUUAACCAACCUCGUGUUGAUAUUGGUGGUGAUGACCUAAGGACCUUCUACACUUUGGUCAUGGUGGAUCCGGAUGCUCCUAGCCCUAGCAACCCCAAUCUAAGGGAGUAUUUGCAUUGGUUGGUGACUGAUAUUCCUGGAACUACCGGGCCAAGCUUCGGACAAGAGGUGGUGUGCUACGAGAACCCGCGGCCGACGGUGGGGAUUCAUCGGUAUGUAUUUGUGUUGUUCCGGCAAUUGGGAAGGCAAACGGUGUUCGCGCCGGGGUGGCGUCAGAACUUCAACACUAAAGACUUUGCUGAGCUUUAUAACCUUGGUUUGCCUGUUGCUGCCCUUUAUUACAACUGCCAAAGGGAGACAGGAUCUGGGGGAAGGAGGUCCUCCACAUAGACAUAUAUAUAUAUCAUCAUCAUAUAUCAUAUAUAGGUAUUAAUAUAUGAUGAUCAUUCUUAAUGAUAUCAUGGCUUUUUAUUAUCAAUGCCAUUAUUAAUAUAUAAUAAGCUCUCUCUAUAUAUAUAUAGAAUGAGAUGGAAGAAAACAGGACUGCAUGUCAUGUACGUGUAUGUAUACUGUAUAUGUAUUAAUAUUAAUGUAAUAUUGUAUCUUCAUUAUUGUACU
This is a messenger RNA of Cannabis sativa, 901 nucleotides long. Its product is annotated as protein VERNALIZATION 3. Lineage: Eukaryota; Viridiplantae; Streptophyta; Magnoliopsida; Rosales; Cannabaceae. The record is from RefSeq and is a predicted model, not a curated record. The transcript has 4 exons. Bases 143 to 673 code for a protein of 176 amino acids.